AUGAGCUGUUACACUAAAGGGUUGUUCGUUUGGUUGCCGCAGGGACAAUGCCGUCUCUCCCUUGCGUCUCUUCUUCUUCUUCUUCUUCUCUUAUCUGCAACUACUUUAACCUCAGCAGCUGAUUACUCUCCCACCGACAACUUCUUCUUGAACUGUGGUGGCUCUUCUGAUCUACCCGACACAGACAACCGUACAUGGAUUCCCGAUGUCAAAUCCAAGUUCUUGUCUUCCUCCGCAGACUCCAAAACCUCUCCCGCCGCCACACAAGACCCUUCCGUCCCCGAUGUCCCUUACAUGACAGCUAGGAUCUUCCGAUCUCCCUUCACUUACUCGUUCCCCGUCGCAGCAGGUCGCAAGUUCGUGCGUCUCCACUUCUACCCCAACUCAUACGACGGUCUCAACGCGACGAACUCCCUCUUCUCCGUCUCCCUCGGGUCCUACACUCUCCUCAAGAACUUCAGCGCUGCUCAGACGGCACAGGCGUUGACUUUCUCUUUCAUUGUUAAGGAGUUUAUAGUGAACGUUGAAGGCGGGGCAUUAAACGUGACCUUCACGCCAGAGUCUGCACCUUCUAACGCCUAUGCGUAUGUGAACGGGAUUGAGGUUACUUCAAUGCCUGAUCUUUACAGCAGCACAGAUGGGUCUUUGACGGUUGUUGGAUCUUCUGGUGGAGUCACCAUCGAUAACAGCACGGCUCUUGAGAAUGUUUAUAGACUCAAUGUGGGAGGGAAUGAUAUCUCUCCUUCUGAUGAUACAGGUCUGUACAGGUCUUGGUACGACGAUCAGCCUUAUAUCUUUGGUGCGGGUCUUGGAAUCACUGAAACUGCUGAUCCAAACAUGACCAUUGAGUAUCCUUCUGGGACGCCUACAUAUGUUGCUCCUGUGGAUGUUUACUCCACUGCUAGGUCAAUGGGUCCAACACCUCAGAUCAAUCUCAACUACAAUCUCACUUGGAUCUUCAGUAUUGACUCCGGGUUUAGUUACCUUGUCAGGCUUCAUUUCUGUGAGGUUGCUCCCAACAUGACAAAGAUCAACCAGAGGGUGUUUACGGUUUACCUCAACAACCAAACAGCUGAGCCUGAAGCUGAUGUUGCUGGCUGGACAGGAGGACAUGGGAUACCAUUACACAAAGAUUACGUGGUGAAUCCUCCUGAUGGUAAGGGACAGCAAGAUCUGUGGCUUGCUCUUCAUCCAAACACGAAGAACAACCCUGAAUACUAUGAUGCUAUUCUUAACGGUGUUGAGAUAUUCAAGAUGAAUAACUCUGAUGGUAAUCUUGCUGGUCCUAAUCCUAUACCUGGUCCACAAGUGACUGCUGAUCCAUCUAAAGUCUUGCGCCCGCGUACUAGUCAGUCCAAGAACCACACGGCUGUUGUUGCAGGUGCAGCCAGUGGUGCAGUUGUUCUCGGACUUAUUGUUGGUUUGUGUGCAAUGAUUGCUUACCGGAGACGUAACCGUGGUGAAAACCAGCCUGCAAGUGAUGCAACAUCAGGGUGGCUUCCACUGUCUCUGUAUGGAAACUCACAUUCUGGUGGUUCUGGAAAGACAAACACAACAGGAAGCUAUGCCUCUUCCCUUCCUUCAAAUCUUUGUCGUCACUUCUCCUUUGCUGAGAUCAAAGCUGCUACUAAGAACUUCGAUGAGUCCCGGGUGCUUGGUGUUGGAGGUUUCGGCAAGGUUUACAGAGGUGAGAUCGAUGGUGGAACUACAAAGGUAGCCAUCAAGAGAGGAAACCCUAUGUCUGAACAAGGAGUACACGAGUUCCAGACAGAGAUUGAAAUGCUUUCAAAGCUUAGACACCGUCACCUUGUGUCUUUGAUUGGAUACUGUGAAGAGAACUGUGAAAUGAUCCUAGUGUACGAUUACAUGGCUCAUGGGACAAUGAGAGAGCAUCUCUACAAAACACAGAACUCUCCUCUUCCAUGGAAGCAACGUCUUGAGAUAUGCAUCGGUGCAGCUAGAGGGCUACACUAUCUACACACUGGUGCAAAACACACCAUCAUACACAGAGAUGUGAAGACGACAAACAUUCUACUUGAUGAGAAAUGGGUGGCCAAGGUCUCUGACUUCGGUCUGUCAAAGACUGGUCCUGCACUUGACCACACGCACGUAAGCACGGUCGUGAAAGGAAGCUUCGGUUAUCUUGACCCAGAGUACUUCAGACGGCAGCAACUGACUGAUAAGUCCGAUGUCUACUCCUUUGGAGUGGUUCUGUUCGAAGCCUUAUGCGCACGUCCUGCAUUGAACCCCACACUGGCCAAAGAACAAGUGAGCUUAGCUGAGUGGGCACCAUACUGCUACAAGAAAGGCAUGCUUGAUCAGAUCGUUGACCCUCACCUGAAGGGAAAGAUCACACCUGAAUGCUUCAAGAAGUUUGCUGAAACCGCGAUGAAGUGUGUGCUAGACCAGGGCAUUGAGAGACCGUCGAUGGGAGAUGUCCUGUGGAACCUGGAGUUCGCGUUGCAGCUUCAGGAAAGCGCAGAGGAGAGCGGGAAAGGAAUAUGCAGUGAGAUGGACAUGGAUGAGAUCAAGUACGAUGAUGACAACUGUAAAGGGAAGAACAACAGCGAGAAAGGUUGUGAUGUGUAUGAAGGGAACGUGACAGACUCGAGGAGCAGUGGAAUAGACAUGAGCAUAGGUGGUCGGAGUUUGGCAAGUGAAGAUUCAGAUGGACUCACUCCUAGUGGUGUGUUUUCUCAGAUAAUGAAUCCCAAGGGACGUUAGAGAGAGUCUUAACCGGCUCCAUCCAAAGGAGAAUGAACAGUUGGGCGUGAUGACACAGACGUAGAAUGCACAUUAGUUCUACUGAAUGGAGAGCUGUUUUAUCUGCUGCAGUCUGAGGCUUUGAAUUUGGACCCAAGGAUCUUGAUCUUUGAGCGUCUCCAAAAUAUCUCUUUUUUAUUUUUUGAAAGUAGUAGUUGAAGUAGUAGUAGUAGUAGUUGAAGUAGUUGUACUGAUUCUUGAAGGGAGUUGUAG
Brassica oleracea var. oleracea is the source of this 2976-nucleotide messenger RNA. Its product is annotated as receptor-like protein kinase FERONIA. The record is from RefSeq and is a predicted model, not a curated record. The coding region runs from base 1 to 2724 and encodes 907 amino acids. NCBI's taxonomy places the organism in Eukaryota, Viridiplantae, Streptophyta, Magnoliopsida, Brassicales, Brassicaceae. Gene Ontology annotation, molecular function: ATP binding; protein kinase activity. Gene Ontology annotation, biological process: protein phosphorylation. The transcript is spliced from 3 exons.